Trifolium pratense (red clover) is the source of this 2477-nucleotide messenger RNA. RefSeq names its product translocon at the outer membrane of chloroplasts 64. The coding region runs from base 211 to 2025 and encodes 604 amino acids. The transcript has 13 exons. The record is from RefSeq and is a predicted model, not a curated record. NCBI's taxonomy places the organism in Eukaryota, Viridiplantae, Streptophyta, Magnoliopsida, Fabales, Fabaceae. Gene Ontology annotation, molecular function: protein binding.
AUAAUAUAAUAAAAACUGGAAGGUUUUUUAGAAGGAGAUAGAGUAGAGAUUAGAUAGACUAUAGAUAGAGAGAAGAAGUUGAGGCGGCGGGUGAGGAGGAGAGGAUUGAGGGCCGAGUUGUUGUUGUUGUUAUUAGUUCUAUUCUAUUCUACUUACGAGUUAAGACUAAUAAUAAUAAUCACAACACACAAGUAGUGAGUGAGUGAGUGAAUGAAUUCAAAAUCAAAAUCAUCAAAAUCAAUGGGUUCUCAAUCUCCUCAUCAUCACAAUAUAUGGGUUGUAUUGGGUCUGGGUUUAGCAGGAGGAAUUUAUUUAUUAACAAGAAAGCUUAAACAAUCUAUCAAAGAGGAUUUCGGCGCUUUCAUUCAAAAGCUUCAGUUGCUUCCUCCUCCACCUCCUGCUCCUCCCAAAGCACCUCAUCCACUCACAUCCCUCACUUUUGCAAUUUCCGACUUAUUUGACGUAGAGGGACAUGUGUCGACGUUUGGUCAUCCGGAGUGGGCUAGGACGCACGAACCUGCUUCUUCUACAUCUCCAGCUGUUUCUACUCUUAUUCAAUCCGGUGCAACCUGUAUUGGAACUACCGUUAUUGACAACUUCGCUUAUGGCAUCAGUGGCCAAAAUAAGCAUUUUGGAACACCUACCAAUCCCGCUGUCCCUGCUCGUGUACCCGGCGGUUCCUCUAGUGGCGCUGCCGUCGCUGUUGCUGCUAAUUUUGUUGAUUUCUCCUUGGGCGUUGAUACUUCUGGAGGGGUCAGAGUACCUGCUGGAUUCUGUGGGAUACUUGGAUUUCGACCCUCACAUGGUGCUGUUUCUCAUGUGGGAAUCAUACCCAUUUCAACAAGUCUGGACACUGUUGGUUGGUUUGCAAAGGAUCCUGAUAUACUGCGUCGAGUUGGGCAUAUACUUUUACAAGCACCAUUUCUAAUGCAACGCAGUCCCCGGCAAAUUGUUAUAGCCGAUGACUGUUUUCAACAACUAAAUGUUCCUCUUGACAGGAGUUCUCAAGUGGUGAUCAAAGCCACUGAGAAGCUUUUUGGAAAGCAAGUAUUGAAGCAUAUAAAUCUUGAGGACUAUAUAAGUUCUAAAGUUCCCAGCUUGAAGGCAUAUUCCAACCAAAAAUUAAAUGGUGAACUGAAAUCUUCUUCGUUAAAAUUGCUUGCCAGUAUUAUGCAAUUUCUACAAAGACAUGAAUUUGGAAAUAAGCAUGAUGAGUGGAUGAGCAUAGUAAAACCUGAUCUUCAUCCAGCUGUUUCAGCACAAUUGCAGGAAAAAUUUGACGUAUCUGAAGUUGAGAUUGAAAACUCUAAAUCUGUUAGAACUGAGAUGCGUGCUGCUUUAAAUUCACUUUUGAAGGACGAAGGAAUUUUGGUGAUCCCUACUGUGGUUGAUCCUCCUCCAAAACUAGGUGGAAAGGAGAUCCUAUCUCAGGAUUAUCAGAGCCGUGCAUUGAGCCUGCUAAGUAUCGCUAGCAUAUCAGGUUGCUGUCAGGUUACAAUACCAUUGGGAUUUUAUGACAAGUAUCCUGUUUCAGUGUCCUUGAUAGCCCGACACGGUGGUGAUCGCUUUUUGCUUGACACACUAAAGGCCAUGUAUACAAUUUUCCAAGAGCAAGCUGAUAUUGCUGCCACGAGUAAAUCAUCAAAAAAUGUUGUCAGCAAGGAACAAGCUGCUGAGAUUGCCAAAGAAAAGGGAAAUCAAGCCUACAAAGAUAAGCAGUGGCAGAAAGCCAUUGGAUUUUACACUGAAGCUAUCAAACUCUGCAGCGAUAACGCAACAUACUACAGUAACAGGGCUCAAGCGUACCUAGAACUUGGCAGUUAUCUCCAAGCUGAGGCAGAUUGUACAAAAGCAAUAGGUCUUGACAAAAAGAAUGUGAAGGCCUACUUUCGUAGAGGUACAGCUAGAGAGAUGCUAGGCUACUACAAAGAAGCAAUUGAUGAUUUUAAAUAUGCCGUUGUACUUGAGCCAACCAACAAAAGGGCUGCUUUAUCUGCUGAAAGGUUGAGGAAACUAUUUCAGUAGAUAAAUAAUUGGGAAUACAAGAUUUGAGAGCUGAAUAACUGGUCUUGGUUGGGUGAUGCAUGAUGCUGGUUUUUAUGCCCCGAGACGAUCGGUGAGUUUAUUGUUACAAUAAUCAUACAGGAGUGAUCUGACUCGUGGUUUCUGCAUGAUAUUGAUUCUUUUGUCAUUCGUGGUUCGGCAAUUUAUACCUGGAAACCAGAUUGAAUCUCAAUUUUGCUUAGGUAAAUAUUAGGAUUGUAAUAUCAGUCAAGUCAGGCAACUGGUCAUGGGAAUAGCUCAGGAUUUAUCUGUGCUUUUUUUUUUUUUCCUUCUUAAAAAUACAUUGUACUUCACGGGAUCUUUGCUCAUGUACUUUCAUUUGUUAGUGCUUUUUGUUGUUUGUUACUGACUUUAAGAGGCAAGAUGUACUCUGAAUUUACUACAUCCAAAAGUAAAUCAUGUUAACGGAUAGA